Molecule: messenger RNA, 12267 nt
Organism: Paramuricea clavata
Lineage: Eukaryota; Metazoa; Cnidaria; Anthozoa; Malacalcyonacea; Plexauridae
Source: the annotation of a GenBank genome assembly
AUGGAUACAAUCAAAAAUUUAAACCUAAAUGAAGAAAUCCCUAAUCUGGAAGCCGUAACGUCUGAACAUAUUGAAGCUAUUACCAAAACCCUUGAGGAAAAAUACUUGACAUUCUGGAAACAUAAACUUGAAAAUUCAUCCAAAUUAACUUUCUAUUCAACAUUCAAAACGGACCACAACCUCGAAAAAUACUUAAUACUUAUAAAAGACCCAUACAAGAGAAAAUGUCUUUCACGUUUUAGAGUUAGCAGCCAUAACCUCCAAAUUGAGAUCGGGCGAUACCAAAAUACACCCCGAGAAGAACGCUUAUGUGAAAUCUGUAAUUCAGGAGAGGUGGAAAACGAAACCCAUUUCCUACUCUUUUGCAAAGCCUAUGAGCAUUCUCGUGAAGACCUCCGAAGUUCUUUAGAGAAUGUCUCAUCUAACGAGAUUAAACUGAACUCUCAAACUCUAUCAGCUGACUUAAUGAAGUCAACUGAUAGUGAAAUCAUAACUAAACUGUCAAAAUUUGUUUAUUCAUGUUUUGAACAAAGGCUUAAAUACCUUGAAAACAGGAGUCCUAGUUAGCAUAGGUUGUAAUAACCACCUUAUUUGUAAAUAUUAUACUUGUCUACAUUCUUUCUUCUUAUUCCUAUUCUUAUUAACGUUAAUGUUAUGUUAGUCUAUUAAGUAUUAUUGCACAGUCAUAUACUACUUUGUAAAUUGUAUAAUCCUAGUUUACCAUAGUUCUCUAUAUAUUGUUAUAACUUUUAUACGCUUUAGCAAUACUGUACACUUAUAGUCAUGCUAAUAAAGCUAUUAUUUACCUUACCAUAGGUCUGAACAGACCAAAAAGAUUAUUGAUCUUUGUCAAUCCAUAUGGUGGCAAGAAACAAGCACCCAAGAUAUUUAGGAAUAAAGUCAGACCUUUAUUUGAAUUGGCAAGGAUAGAAAUAGACAUUAUUGGUGAGUUUUGUAUCGAUACAAUAUCUUACACUAUGUUAGACAAUGCUGCCUUUUUAACUGUCCUUUUAAGCUAUGCUUACACGCUACGAUUUGUCGUGUGCAAUUUGUAUGCUGGCGCCAUAAUUCAUUGCCGUUUUAUUAAAAAGAAAUUUCAAAUGUAGCCAGCUUACGCGUGUUUACUCAAUGACAUAUACCAGAAAACGAAUCGUACACAAUUAAUUGCAGCAUGAAAAUACAAUGUGUUCAUUGACCGUGCACCGUGCACAAAACUGCAUAAAUGCGAACCAAAAGAUAGAACAAAAACUUUAGCAGAGUUUCCAAACCCUGGUUUGAUAGAUUAUGUUUUAAAUUGUAUUCCUUUUAAAUUGUAUUCCCUUGUAGAAACAACGAGAGCUAAUCAUGCAAAAGAUUACAUAAUGACUGAACCUAACUUAAAUCAAUAUGAUGGGUAAGUAUUAAACAAAUUUGCAUGAAAGCUAGUUAAUUUAUAAAUGUUUAUUACCCAUAGAGCACGAGAGUCGCCAAUUAGCUGUAAAAGUUAAAUAACUUGGACACUGAAAUAAAGUUUUUAUUAUUUAUUAUUAUUAUUGGAGCUCUCCCCUAGACAAGUAAAAUCAUCUGUAUUAGACAAAAUAAAAUAGUAAAGUGGGGUGCAAGGCAACUCAAUGGGUUAACUAAACAAAUAAUUAUUGAGCAGAUAUAGCCUGAUUAUACCCCCAUUGAACGCCAGUGCUUUCCCAUUGACAACUUGUAAAAUCAUCUGGCGUAAAAUCAUCUGGCGUAAAAUCAUCUGGCGUAAAAUCAUCUGGCGUAUGUGCAAUGCAGCUCAUGGGUUAACUUUACAGUGUUGAUUUCCUUUAGCUUUCCUGUUUUAUGAGUUUGAGAAAUAUGAUUGUACAAAAUGUUGCUAUACGUACAUUAUCUGAAUGUGCUUUUUUUUUUCAGAAUAAUAUCAGUUGGUGGUGAUGGAAUGUUUAGUGAAAUUUUGAAUGGAAUUUUAAUGCGCGAGGAACAAAAUGUUCAAGCAUCGUCUUCAACAGUAUUUAAUCCACAGAAACCCAACAUUAAACUUGGAAUAAUUCCUGCUGGUAUGUAUCUUAAAAUAUAUUUUAUUUUUGAAACGUUUAAUUCUCAAUGUAAAAAUUUCCAUCAUGUGAGCCUAACAGUUCAAAAUUUCAUGUGCCCUAGUUGGGCGUUAGUGAGUUAACACUUUAAAUUGUAUUUCACUGAUUAAUAAGUACUAUUUACAACAUGAGCGGCCGUGUUGUAUCGGACGGCUUAAAAAACGACUCAUCGUAUGAGUUCAUUGACGAAGUAAUUUUAAAAAUAAACGUUGUCUAAGCCGAGAAAAUCAAAGUUAAUUAAGUUUAAUGUAAAUCAACAUGAAUCUGUAUCACAUAUACAGAUACGACACGCCUAUGAUUUUUCAUUGUGUUUUCUUCAUGAAUUAUUAAUGAUUUUUUAACCAUGAUUACAAUAAAGUGUCGGUUGCUAAUUACUGUACUAUAUUUAAUGCCGAAUUGCUUAAUAUUGUGUGUAGGCUCUACAGAUUGUGUGUGCUACUGCACCACUGGUACCAUUGAUGCAGUUACCUCAGCCUUACAGAUAAUUACAGGUUUGUAGUGAAUCAUCAUUCUUACAGCAUGUACAAUUUUGUGUACAAAACACUUUACAAAUAAGCGUAUUAUUAAAGCAGACCAGCACAACUACCUAGUACUAUAUUUAAAACACAAGUAGGAGUGUUUUAUCAGAUAUAAAACGCCAGGCGCAGCCAAGCCUUUUAUGUCUGAUAAAACACGACAACAGGGGCGAAACUAGCCCCUUUUAAUUAGGGGGGUGUCUGGCAGAAUUGCCCUGCCAAAACCAGUGAUGCCCUGCCAAAAAGUACCAAAAAAAUUUUUCAGGAAAAAUUAUUUUGGCGACCUUCCCCCCCGUCGCCAAAACAAUUUCGGUCUGUGUACCUUUUAGGGGUCAAAAAAAUUUUCCGGACAACCUAUAUUUUUCGGAACAUAACACAAAUUUUCGAAAAAUCACACAAUUUGCGAAAAAAUUCACUUAAUUUUAGAUAAAAUUGACUGAAUUUGUCCCAUUUUUUUUUUUUCAAACCAAAAUUGCCCGACUGUUGAUCGAAUAUUGCCCCCGCCCGGUACGCCUAUGUGCUAUCAUUUAUUUAUAAGAGACCUUUGAUUGCCCUGCCAAUCGGGAUGAUUCGUAUUUUGGGGGGGUGUAACACCCCCCAUACUCCCCCUCAAGUUUCGCCCCUGCACGACAACGAGUGUUUUGAAUAGCUUAAAAUACGACUACAAAAGAAUACUAAUUAGGAUGAACCAUUUUAUAAUCAUACUAAUUAGGAUGAACAAUUAUAUAAUGCCUCAUGCUUUAUCGGAUAUACUGUAAAGUCACUCCACGUGACAUAUUAUGGCUGACAUGAUUGCCACAAGGUUUAUGAAUUAUUAAUGAGUAUUUUAAGUAUAAAUACAGUUAAUUUAGUUUAUUAUUUUUAAUUACUGAACCUCCAGGAAGAACACUUUAUGGCGCUUUUAUCUUCUCUUCUCGAGGAUCGAUCUUUCUCCACCUGGAUACCUUCAACAACUCUGUGGAGAAGAGAGGAGGCCUCUCCUGUAGAAAUUUAAUUUCAGUUUCACUUAGUUUAGGUUACCUGAUCCUGUAGUAACAAGUUUUAUAAAAUACUAGUAACAUGUAUAUAACAUGUUCUCUGAUUGUUCGAUCAGGCCAUCCAAACACGGAAAUUUAAAGUGAAAGUUUUUUAAAGUGAAAUUUUAACACAGAAAGUUGUUAUUUUAUAAAACAAUUACUUUACGGUUUACAAUUACUUUACGGUUUCCGUGUUUGGAUGGCCUGAUCCAAACACUUGCGAAUGUUGCUCGAGUUAAGGAAAGCGUGCAAAAUCAAUCGUCUUUAUCACUCUUUUCUUAACUCUCGUAACAUUCCCGCAUGUUUGGACCAGGCCAUCCAAACAUGGAAACCAUAAAGUAAUUGUAUAAUGAAGAAGGGAAAUGGCUCUCUAUCGUUUUAGGUGAAGAUCAGCCCUUAGAUAUUUCAUCCAUCAGAAGUGGAAAUGAAUUGUUACGGUAUUCUGUUUCAUUCGCCGGCUAUGGUUUCUUUGGGGAUGUUGUCAAGGAUAGUGAGAAGUUAAGAUGGGCUGGUGUGAAACGAUACGAUAUUUCAGGAGCUAAAAUAUUUCUGGCUAAUAGGUAUAGUUGUGCUACGUUUUAUUACCGUGCAGUGCCAUACAGUAUACCAUAAUUUACCGUACCAUACCAUGGUACAGCAGUACAAUACAAUACAUACUAUUUACAACAUGAGCGGCCGUGUUGUCCGAUACAACACAGACGCGAAUGUUGUAAAUGGCUUAAAAAACGACUCAUCUUAUGACUUCAUUGGCGAAGUAAUUUUAAAAAUAAACAUUGUAACAAGAGAAAAUCAAAGUAAAGUUUAUGUAAAUCAACAUGAAUCUGUAUCACAUAUACACAUAUGACACGCUUAUGAUUUUUCUUUGUGUUUUAUUCAUGAAUUAUUAAUGAGUUUUUUAAAAUACAAUAAAAUACAAUAUCAUAUACCAUCAAUUUACAUUUUACUUUAUAUCACCAUGCAGGUUCUAUGAAGGCGAGUUGUCAUAUUUAAUUAGCUCAGAUGCGCAAGGUCAUCCCCAGGACAAUAAUAAAUGUAGAGCUGGGUAAGUUUUAUAUUGUUAAUUAAAAUUAAUUAAGGGCAGAGUGCUGGUACUCAGACUUGGCGGCAAUGCACGCCUGAUUCACCCUGUAUUUUUUCUAUAUGCUAGAUUAGAUUACUCUGUCUAGUGCCAGAAGAUUUUGUUGUUAAGGGGAGAGUGCUGGUGUUCAAUGGGUUAAUAUCAUUAAAAUAUAAACAAUAAUUGUUAGUAAUACUAUUUUUUUUCAGAUGUAGUGUUUGUUUUCCACCGCCUUGCACAACAUAUGGUGAACUGUUACCAGGUAGGCAGGUAAUUGCUCAAACUCAAAUACUGGAUAUAGAGAUCCAGUAAGGUUUAUCUCUUAUUGACCAAGUGUUAAUUACUACAGCUGUCAAGCUACAACGUCAAGUAUGUCUGUUUAACCCAUUGAGUGGCAGCAGCCUUUAUUGACGUGCAAAAUCGUCUGGUGUUAAACAGAGUAAAAUAAUAAAGUAGGGCGCAUCAGGGUGUAUCACAAAGUGGCAAUGCAUCCUGAUGUGCCCUACUUUAGUACCUGUAUUUUAUUGCACAUCCUGAUGUGCCCUACUUUAGUACCUGCAAGACGAUUUUAUUCUUCAAGUGGAGAGUGCUGCCACUCAAUGGGUUAAAGGGUUAUCAACUUAUCAGGAUGCAUUGGCAGAGUUUGAUUAACCCAUUGACUGGCAGCAUUCUCAUAGAUGAGUAAAAUCAUCUGGCAUUAGACAGAGUAAAAUAAUAUAGUGUAGGCCAGAUCAGAACACAUUGCUACUUAAAGGGUUAAAGGGUAUUGGCAACAAAAAAUUUUAUUGAUUUUAUUGCUUCAUCUGAAAGAGCAUGAAAAAAUAAGCCGAUUGGCCGUUUACUGCUCUAUUCUAUCUCAUCUGGUUCCGAAGUUAUACCCAAAAAUGUGAAAAAUAUAAAUUGCUGAUUCAGCACAUUCUGUGACGUCAUAAGCUGGGUAAGUAUGUUUAUUGAAUAGUAAACUAAAGCAUAGCUGAGUUAUUAUUGGCUCAAAUCAAAUGAAAUUUUGCAUACAGAUAGUACAUGAUGAGAUGCAUGGGAAAAUACUUCUAAUUUCGUUGUCAAGGCAACACAGUCGUUCCCAGGCCUCUUACACUGAUUUUGAAUAACUAGUUGCAUUUAUCUAUGUGUAUGUCAUUUUCGAAUUAUUAUCAUGCAAGUAAACUUUUGGCAUGCAUAGGUAUCAUACACAUACUUCUGAUAUUAUUUUAUUCUUAUCAGUACCUUGAAUAAAGCUGUUUCAUAAAAUUGGCGCAAGGGGCCUGGAAACGACAUUGUUACCUUGGCAACAAAAUUAGAAGUGUUUUUCCAUGCGUCUCAUCAUGUACAAUCAGUAUGCAAAAUUUUAUUUGAUUUGGGCCCAUAAUAACUGAGCUAUGCUUCAGUGUAGUAUUCAAUAAACAUACUUACCCAGCUAAUGACGUCACACGUUGUGCUGAAUCAGCAAUUUAUACUUUCACAUUUUUGCGUAUAACUUCGGAACUAGAUGAGAUAGAAUAGAGCAUUAAACGGCCAAUCGGCUUAUUUUUUUAUGCUCUUUCAGAUGAAGCAAUAAGAUAGAUGAAGCAAUUUUUGUUGCCAAUACCCUUUAAUGCCAAUGUUCACAGGUCGAUUCUUACCAUGGUCGUUAAGCAAAUUUUGAAUGUUUUUGAAUUUUUGAAAAAUUUCCUGUGGUCCCCCCUUUGUUAAGCCUAGGGUACCCUGUGGUCCAAAGGGUUGCAUUUGACCAAAAAUUUUUAAAACAUGUUUUUAUCGAUCGAAAGUAAUUGCUUUGAUGACAGGAGAGGUUUUCAACAGUUUUCAGAAAGUUUGGACUAGUUUGAGGUUUUUUUUAAAUGUUUUUGAAUUUUUGAAAAAUUUCCUGUGCCCCCCCCCCUCCCUUGCUAAGCCCAGGGUGCUCUGUUGUCAACACACUCACAUUACAGCACCAUGUUAAUUAAAUAAUUUCACCUUAAUACAUCUAUGGCAAUCAUUAAAAUUUCUUAUUUCUAGCCGAGACUUGUGGCUGGCACAGUAUUACUGGACGUUUUAUCAGUGUCAUGGGAGCAACAAAUUGUUGUGCAAAUAAGAAGUCUCCCGAAGGAAUAUCACCGAGUGCCCACCUUGCUGAUGGUUGCAUUGACCUUGUUGUUGUACGUCAUACAUCACGUGCUAGAUAUCUACAUCACAUGAUACGCUUAGCAGGAAGAGCUGAUCACGUGAGUACAUCGCUUCAUUGUGCAUGCUUAUUCAGGGUGUUAGCCACAAAAAAACUUUUGUCUGUUAAACAUAAAUUGGGAUAGUUUUUUUUCACCGAUAAAAGUCCUUGUGUAGGAAUAAAGAGUGUUUUUUUUUUCAACGUGUUUCUCCUUAGAUGCAAACAACGGUAGCUUGGUUUUGUGUAUUUCACUUCCGGUAAAUGAACACGGAUGCACACCGAUUACACUUUGUUUUGUACAUUUCAUUUCAGUGAAUACACACCCAAUAUGAAUGAAACGCGAUACAUUUUGAGAAAGUAGUUAAUGGGAAAAAGUAAAUAAAACGUUCUUUGAUAUAAUAAUAUAAAAUCAAACGCAAUGCACUUUCUCAUAAAAAAAAUGAAAAUAUUCCAGUAGACCCAGUUGGGAAAGCCCCUUACCUACUUCAAUUGGGAAGAGUCCAUCGAACGGACAGUAUAUGGGCUAGCUAACACCCUGUUAUUUGGCCGAAGGGGUGAGGACAUUGGGACCAUUUCUCUCCACAUCCAAACAUUACUUUCGACUGAUAAAAAGUUGUUUUUUUAAAUGCAAAAGGGGGAUGACAGGUAUGUCCGUAGACUCACCAAAGGGGGGGGGUUGGCACAGGAAUUUUUUUAAAAAUUCAAAAAUUAACCAAAACCACCUGAAAACUUUCUGAAAAUUGUUGAAGACCAUUUUUCGCAUCAAAACAGUUAGUUUUGAUUGAUAAAGGGAGACCAAAGUGGGGACGACAGGAAAUUUUUCAAAAAUUCACCAAUUUCUCCAAACCACUCCAAACUUUCUGAAAACUUUCUGAAAAUUGUUGAAGACCAUUUCUCACAUCAAAACAGUUAGUUUUGACUGAUAAAGGGAGACCAAAGUGGGCACGACAGGAAAUUUUUCAAAAAUUCAUCAAGUACUCCAAACCACUCCAAACGUUCUGAAAACUUUCUGAAAAUUGUUGAAGACCAUUUCUCGCAUCAAAACAGUUAGUUUUGACUGAUAAAGGGAGACCAAAGUGGGGGCGACAGGAAAUUUUUCCAAAAUUCACCAAGUGCUCCAAACCACUCCAAACUUUCUGAAAACUUUCUGAAAAUUGUUGAAGACCAUUUCUCGCAUCAAAACAUUUAGUUUUGACUGAUAAAGGGAGACCAAAGUGGGGACCACAGGGAAUUUUUUAAAAUUCACCAAAUGCUCCAAACCACUCCAAACUUUCUGAAAACUGAUAAUCUUACAUUGUGAGAGGACGGCUGUACUAAAUUGAAUUUCUGUUGUUUUUUCUAGAUGGAUUUCGACUUUGUUGAAGUGCACAGAGUGAAAGAAUUCUCGUUCCGUCCAGUGUCUCGCGUUGACAGUGAGAAUGAUGAAUUGUGUACAGCGUCACACUCGAGUGUGACGGCAGAUCAUGAACGAAAUUUAAAUAUCACACAUAACAGAACAAAACCACAGGGACAACUCCAGCAUAGUGUGUGGAAUGUGGACGGGGAAAUAAUUGAUGAGCCUGCAGUCCAUGUUAGGUAUGUGUUGAAUUAUAAUCUUCAAUAGUGCCGGAUUAGCCAUAUGCCAGAAGUUGGCACAUGCCACGGGCACCGUGCUUUUGGGAGCCCCACGCUUCAGUGAAACGUGGCUAUGAACCAAGGUUAUGAUUAACUUGAACCAUUUAUCAUUAACUUUUUGAAUUAGGUUAAAUGGUAAUAGCAAUGACAUUCAAAACGCUGAAGAGAGUCAACGGCAUAACCAUCCAAGUUGAAUGGUUAUGCCGAAGACAUUCAAAGGCAUAACCAUCCAAGUUGAAUGGUUAUGCCGAAGACAUUCAACGGCAUAACCAUCCAAGUUGAAUGGUUAUGUCGAAGACAUUCAAAGGCAUAACCAUCCAAGUUGAAUGGUUAUGCCGAAGACAUUCAAAGGCAUAACCAUCCAAGUUGAAUGGUUAUGCCGAAGACAUUCAACAGCAUAACCAUCCAAGUUGAAUGGUUAUGCUGAAGACAUUCAACGGCAUAACCAUCCAAGUUGAAUGGUUAUGUCGAAGACAUUCAACAGCAUAACCAUCCAAGUUGAAUGGUUCUGCUGAAGACAUUCAAAGGCAUAACCAUCCAAGUUCAAUGGUUAUGUCGAAGACAUUCAAAGGCAUAACCAUCCAAGUCGCGAUGCGAUUUUGCUAUUUAAUGGAAGCCAAGCUUACACAUAGACCCAUAAGUUCUGGACCCAGACGUCAUUUCCAACGCGCAUUCUUUGCUUGGAAUGUAGUGUUUUGGUUUGUUGAUAUUGAAUUUCGCCCGUUUUUAUUUUGACUUUAGAGUUCAUCGGCAGUUGGUCACUUUAUUUGCUCAUGGAAUUGAGGAAUGUGAUAAAAUGAGGACCUGCUCGGUGUGUCGGACAAAAUAACCUGCUCAUGUCGUGUCCAUUCUUAUACCUUGUUCUACCUGAUCAUUUUUAACUACGUAUGUAUUGUAGGUAGGAAUAUAAUUAAAAUUAAGUUUUCUUAAACCUAGUAGUCAACCCCUAUGGUGCAAGAGAUCUCAAAGAGCUUGACUCGAGUCAACCUCGUUACCAGGCUCGUACGUCGUUAAAAUCAAAUCAGAUUAAACUCCACAAGAGGUAAGUGCGUGGGAACGGGGUUGCUCUCGAGUAUUUUGUCCAGUCGCGAAGCCAGCCCGACAAUUUGGUCAUGUUAUGCAAAUAUUUCCGUGUUUAUAGACCGUGAAAACAAUCAAUUUCUAAAGAAAUGAAUAAUGAUAAUGAUGUAAAAUUUGCAUAGCAUCACCAACUUUUCGGGCUGGCUUCGCCACGGAUUUUAUCCUAACCGCAAAACGAGAACUACAUGUAAUUCCAGUGCAAAUUAUUUCCCCUCAGUGAGUGUCUUGUACAAAGGUUUAUUAAUUAUUUAUCAUUCACAAUAUUUGAAGCUACAGCCAACGCAUUAGACUGUACUUUUAUUCGACGAAAAGCUAUGGGUCAUAUUUAGCCACUUUUUCAAUUUUUGAAAAAGAGGUAAAAAGAGCAAAAAAGUAAAGCUAUAGCCUUUACUUUUCGUCCAUUUUUAGCCACUUAUUCGAUUUUUGAGAAAGUGGCAAAAACAGCAAAAAAGUAAGGCUAUAGCCUUACUUUUCGUCCAUUUCUAGCCACUUAUGUCAUUUUUCAUAAGUGAGCAAAAACGAGCAAAAAAGUAAGGCUAUAGCCUUAACUUUUCAUCCAUUUUUAGCCACUUAUGUUAUUUUUCAUAAGUGGGCGAAAAACAGUAAAAAAGUAAGGCUAUAUAGGCUUAACUUUUCGUCCAUUUUUAGCCGAUUUUUCAAUUUUUGAAAAAGAGGCAAAAAAGAGCAAAAAAGAGCAAAAAAGUAAGGCUAUAGCCUUACUUUUCGUCCAUUUUUAGCCACUUGUGUCAUUUUUCAUAAGUGAGCAAAAACGAGCAAAAAAGUAAGGCUGUAGCCUUAAUAUACUUGCAAGUGAUGAACCAGGCGGGAAUCGUAAUCGUAUUAUAAAGAUUAAUGCCCAGCAUAACGUACGAAAGAGAGCCAUAUAGACAAAAAUAUAGAAAUAAAAUUUAUUUAGAAGUACUAACGUUUCGUCUUUAACCUAAGACAUCUUCAGAGUAAAUGAAUAUAGUAUGACAAUAAGUUACAAAUAUGAAUAAUUAUUUACAAUAUCAAAUUACAAGGUGAUGAGGUAAUAGGAAUGCAGAGGGGGGGGGGUUAAAGGAGAGAAGUCAGAGGAGUGAGAGAGGAAUGGAGCUACCUUGCUGAUUUAAAGUAGGUUUGAGCUUUGAGAUGAGAAGACUUUCACGGACGAGAAGUUCAUCUGGAGAGGAACAUGAUGAUAGGAUCUUAAAAUCAUCAAGAGAAGCAGUAUGACCUGAGUGGCUCAGAUGGGAAAAGACGCUCGUCAGCUGAGGACUGCUACUCGUCUUACCAGUUAAGGCGGAAAUACCCAGGUGUUCAGAGACUCGUGUAUGUAGAUGUAGCCUUAACUUUUCGUCCAUUUUUAGCCGCCUAUGUUAUCUUUCAUAAGUGGGCAAAAAACAGCAAAAAAAUAAGGCUAUAGCCUUAACUUUUCGUCCAUUUUUAGCCGCUUCUGUCAUUUUUCAUAAGUGGGCAAAAAACAACAAAAAAGUAAGGCUAUAAGCUUAACUUUUCGUCCAUUUUUAGCCGAUUUUUCAAUUUUUGAAAAAGAGGAAAAAAAGAGCAAAAAAGUAAGGCUAUAGCCUUAACCUUUCGUCCAUUUUUAGCCACUUAUGUCAUUUUUCAUAAGUGAGCAAAAACGAGCAAAAAAGUAAGGCUGUAGCCUUAACUUUUCGUCCAUUUUUAGCCGAUUUUUCAAUUUUUGAAAAAGAGGAAAAAAAGAGCAAAAAAGUAAGGCUAUAGCCUUAACCUUUCGUCCAUUUUUAGCCACUUAUGUCAUUUUUCAUAAGUGAGCAAAAACGAGCAAAAAAGUAAGGCUGUAGCCUUAACUUUUCGUCCAUUUUUAGCCGAUUUUUCAAUUUUUGAAAAAGAGGAAAAAAAGAGCAAAAAAGUAAGGCUAUAGCCUUAACCUUUCGUCCAUUUUUAGCCACUUAUGUCAUUUUUCAUAAGUGAGCAAAAACGAGCAAAAAAGUAAGGCUGUAGCCUUAACUUUUCGUCCAUUUUUAGCCGAUUUUUCAAUUUUUGAAAAAGAGGAAAAAAAGAGCAAAAAAGUAAGGCUAUAGCCUUAACCUUUCGUCCAUUUUUAGCCACUUAUGUCAUUUUUCAUAAGUGAGCAAAAACGAGCAAAAAAGUAAGGCUGUAGCCUUAACUUUUCGUCCAUUUUUAGCCGAUUUUUCAAUUUUUGAAAAAGAGGAAAAAAAGAGCAAAAAAGUAAGGCUAUAGCCUUAACCUUUCGUCCAUUUUUAGCCACUUAUGUCAUUUUUCAUAAGUGAGCAAAAACGAGCAAAAAAGUAAGGCUGUAGCCUUAACUUUUCGUCCAUUUUUAGCCGAUUUUUCAAUUUUUGAAAAAGAGGAAAAAAAGAGCAAAAAAGUAAGGCUAUAGCCUUAACCUUUCGUCCAUUUUUAGCCACUUAUGUCAUUUUUCUGGGGAGAAAACCUCGGACCCGCGAACAGGCUGCGUAGGAGACUAGUUCAAGAGUUACUGUAAGCUUGAUACGAAAAAUCUGUAAAUAAAAUUUUAUAGAUAAUUUUAAACGUUCAUGUACCGGGAAAAUUAUAAAUUCUGAAUAAUUUUUGUAUUGACCAAUCAGGCAGAUUCUUUUGUAAAUACCAACCAAUCAGGUGUCUGUAUUGAAGCAGAAAUAAUAGCAUUCCAGAGAAUAAAUUAUAUUCAAAUUUAGGACGGCUCUCAAAUUUCACUCGAAGUCUUCGCCUGUUAUUUGUACUUUAAAGGGGAAGAUACAACGCUUAAAUACAGCAAAGAAGCACAAAAUCGGAAGUUAAAGGCAAGGUUAAG